Molecule: messenger RNA, 696 nt
Organism: Schistosoma bovis
Lineage: Eukaryota; Metazoa; Platyhelminthes; Trematoda; Strigeidida; Schistosomatidae
Source: the annotation of a GenBank genome assembly
UGUCAAUUGUCUAAUUAUUGGUUUCAGAAAUAAAGUCAGAUAGUUGAAUGUGUAUAUUCAAUAACUGGAUAAAUGAUGUUUUCACAUGAAAUAAAAACGUUCACAAUACGAUCUCAUCAUUCUAUUCAAAUGAAAAGGUUAAUAUUGAAUUGUUUGCUAAUUUUGUCAGUCCUCAUGCUGUAUUGUCUACUAUAUUCGUUCAUUGGAGUCAGCAAUGAUUUAAAUAAGUUUCAGGCAGAAAAAUACAGUGAAGUUAAAAGAAUUUGUGAAUAUUUGCUCACAACCAAAUGUGUGAAUCCCAAUAAUGGAGUUUUUGAAAGUAUUCAGUCAAAUCCGGACCAAAGCUCUAUGUAUUUAUCAAAUCCUCAAAAAUGUGAAGAGUUUAAAUUGUUCCAAGGUCAUGUCAUUCAAUCCUCAAUUGAAGAAAAACUAUUUCCUUUAGCAUUCAGUUUAUCUGUUCAUCAAAACAUUAAACAAGUAUCACGUCUACUUCGACUGAUAUACAGACCACAUAAUUUGUAUUGUAUUCAUGUAGAUUCUAAAUCCCCAAUUGAAUUUUAUGAUCAAGUGUUAGAGUUGGCCCGAUGUUUUGGUUUAAAUGUUAUGGUGUUGAACCGGACAGAAAGUAUAAAUAUUCAGUGGGGAUAUUAUUCCUUACUUGAAGCGUUUCUUGUAUGUGCGGACAAAUUAAUGUAA